Fimicolochytrium jonesii is the source of this 354-nucleotide messenger RNA. RefSeq lists its product as uncharacterized. The annotation marks the transcript as partial. The record is from RefSeq and is a predicted model, not a curated record. Gene Ontology annotation, cellular component: nucleus. Lineage: Eukaryota; Fungi; Chytridiomycota; Chytridiomycetes; Spizellomycetales; Powellomycetaceae. Gene Ontology annotation, biological process: regulation of transcription by RNA polymerase II. Gene Ontology annotation, molecular function: RNA polymerase II cis-regulatory region sequence-specific DNA binding; DNA-binding transcription factor activity, RNA polymerase II-specific. The transcript is spliced from 3 exons.
UGCGAUUUGUUGUUUGGGAGUGUGGAGGAGUUGGUGAGCCACGCGUCGGAUGUGCAUGUUGGGGCUGGGAAAGCGAGUUAUACAUGCCAAUGGCGCGGCUGCACACGCAUGGAACGCCCCUUCACCAAACGCCACAAGAUCCAUAACCACCUGCGCAUCCACACCGGCGAGCGCCCCUUCAGCUGCCCCGUGGCCGACUGCGGGAAGAAGUUCAGCAGGCAGGAUGGGUUGAAUACUCAUAUCAAGACGCAUUCCAACGUGAAACCGUACAUCUGCACCUUCUUCAACUGCGGCAAAGCCUACUACCACUCGCGCUCGCUCCGCAAACACGAGAAAUCGCACUACAUCCCCACC